AUGUUAUCGUUCCCAUCGGACUCUCUGAAGAGUAUGUUCAACCUCACGUUCCUGUCUCUAGAUGACAAUCUAAUCACUUCAGUCUCCAAGCGGAACCUUGCGGUCUUCAAAGAUAGUCCUCUCAUACAUCUGAACCUGAGUAACAAUUUCAUCACAUAUCUUGCUCCAAGGGCUCUUACUCAACUCAAGCAGCUUAAGAUCUUAGAGCUCCAUCGGAACUCCUUGUCCUUUAUCAAGCCAAAGAUGUUUGAUGAUAUGGCGUACCUACUCCAUAUUGAUUUGAACAACAAUCAGCUCGCAUCUCUGGGAAGUAACUCAUUCACCAACUUGCCGUCCCUGAGAACACUACGUCUUCAUUCUCAAAAGUCUGGCUUUGAGAUGACCACCAUCGCCCACGAUGCAUUUCAAGGGAUCAACGGCAACCUGGAAAGACUGUUCAUCAGUGACAACCGCCUGGCCCACUUUCCGCAUGCUGCCCUCUCUAGGGAGGUGUAUGAAAGUCUCCUGUAUCUGUGA
Messenger RNA from Strongylocentrotus purpuratus (purple sea urchin), 516 nucleotides. Its product is annotated as leucine-rich repeat-containing protein 15-like. Gene Ontology annotation, molecular function: protein binding. The transcript is spliced from 6 exons. Lineage: Eukaryota; Metazoa; Echinodermata; Echinoidea; Camarodonta; Strongylocentrotidae. Bases 1 to 516 code for a protein of 171 amino acids. Gene Ontology annotation, cellular component: plasma membrane. The record is from RefSeq and is a predicted model, not a curated record.